GCGCUAAAAUUAUUUAUGUUGAAACAAACGAUGAUGACAUUCGAUUUGAGUAUUUUCUAAUAAUUCGUUCGAAUUUUUUAUUGUUGAAGAAAAUGAGUACCACCAAAGAAAAACAACAAGUAGUGAAUAUUGUUGAAGAAAAUGGUGUUCAAGAUGAAGCAGAAUUUGAAGCCGCUUUUACACCCAUACAAAAAUUAGAAGGAUGUGGUAUACAAGCACUGGAUAUUAAAAAAUUACAAGAAUAUGGCUUUCAUACUAUCGAAGCGAUUGCCUAUACUCCAAGAAAAGCAUUGGAAAAAAUCAAAGGAAUUAGUGAAAAUAAAGCCGAAAAAAUUAUCAAUGCUGCCAUGAAAUUAGUACCAAUGGGUUUUUCAACCGCGACUGAAUAUCAUCUAAAACGUUCCGAAAUUGUUCUGAUAACUACCGGUUCAAAAGAUUUGGAUGCUCUACUGAAAGGUGGAAUUGAAACAGGCUCCAUUACUGAAUUAUUUGGUGAAUUUCGUACGGGAAAAUCUCAACUUUGUCAUAUGCUUUCAGUGACAUGUCAAUUACCGUUCGAUAUGGGUGGUGCCGAAGGAAAAUGCCUAUUCAUUGACACGGAAGGAACAUUUCGUCCGGAACGUUUUGUUGCCAUUGCACAAAGAUAUAAAGUAAAUGAAAAUUCCUGUUUAGAUAAUAUUGCCUAUGCAAGAGCAUAUAAUAGUGACCAUCAAACCCAAUUAUUGGUUGAUGCAUCAUCAAUGAUGUCACAAUCACGUUAUGCAUUAAUGAUUGUCGAUUCAGCAACAGCAUUAUAUCGUACCGAUUAUAAUGGUCGUUCAGAAUUAGCUGCACGUCAAAUGCAUCUGGCAAGAUUUCUGCGUAUGUUACAAAGAUUAGCCGAUGAAUUUGGUAUUGCUGUGGUUAUAACCAAUCAAGUUGUAGCCAAUGUUGAUGCAAGUGCUAUGUUUAGUGCCGAUAAUAAAAAACCAAUCGGUGGCCAUAUAUUGGCGCAUGCAUCGACAACACGUUUAUAUUUGAAAAAGGGAAAAGGUGAAAAUCGUGUUUGUCGAAUUUAUGAUUCACCAAAUCUACCCGAAGGUGAUGCUACAUUUUCUAUUCAUCAUGAUGGUAUUCGCGAUUCUAUCGAUAAUUCAUAACAAUUUUUUCUCCUUUCAACAAUAUUGAAUUUUUAGAUAUUUUUUACAUAAAAUAUAUACCAUAUGACCUUAGAAUAAUGAAUUG
Dermatophagoides pteronyssinus (European house dust mite) is the source of this 1224-nucleotide messenger RNA. Its product is annotated as DNA repair protein RAD51 homolog A-like. NCBI's taxonomy places the organism in Eukaryota, Metazoa, Arthropoda, Arachnida, Sarcoptiformes, Pyroglyphidae. The record is from RefSeq and is a predicted model, not a curated record. Gene Ontology annotation, molecular function: ATP hydrolysis activity; ATP binding; DNA strand exchange activity. Gene Ontology annotation, cellular component: condensed nuclear chromosome. Gene Ontology annotation, biological process: chromosome organization involved in meiotic cell cycle; mitotic recombination-dependent replication fork processing; mitotic recombination.